Messenger RNA from Anthostomella pinea, 1449 nucleotides. The record is from the annotation of a GenBank genome assembly. NCBI's taxonomy places the organism in Eukaryota, Fungi, Ascomycota, Sordariomycetes, Xylariales, Xylariaceae.
AUGGAAGGCACCGGCGCAUUGAGGGUCGGUCACCUCACCCCAAAUAUCGCACAUUUCGAGCGCAGUAUGGGUAAGCGGUCUCGUGCGUGUGAAGAGUGCCAUCGUCUCAAGAUCAAGUGCGAUGUGACCACAUCGCCUACAUCACCGGCCGCCGCAUGCGAGCGUUGCAGCCGUAACAACCUGGAGUGUGUGCCGGCAGCAUCUCGACUCCAGCGCGACCGCAUCCACGAGCUUGAGGCUCAGGUGCAGGAACUCAGAGACGCGCUGCAGGCCCACCAAGCAGAUCAACCACCCUGCCGGAGGACCAUCUACCGACAACACGACCUGCUCCGCCUCUAUGCGCACCAGGCGGGAGCCGCGUGGCCAGUGAUUCGCCUGCCCGUGAAACUGGACCGGGUGCGCACCGAGUCUUCAGUCCUUCUACAUUCCGUGGUGGUGUGUUGUUUCACGCAGGAGACGCAGGGCACUGGACCUGAUGUGCACGAUGACCUCGUGCGAGAAUCAAUGCACAUCCUGGGCAACGAGCUCAUCGCCAGGGGACAGAGAUCCCUCGGACUUGUACAGGCCCUGCUCGUGGCUGCUUUCUGGAACAAGUCCACGCGAACAUGCCAGCAUGGGAGUUGCUACCAGCUGGUCCAGCUGGCUGUUGAUAUGGCCAUCGACCUGGGCAUUGCUGAGCCUUCGCUGCAGCCUUCCCCGGCGGCCUACUUCAGCCGGCACGAGGAUCCGACUUCACUCGAGGCACGGCGUACCUGGCUUGCGUGUGUCGUGGCACUCUCGACAUCGUCCAUCAGCACGCGUCGGCCUCCUGCCAUCCCGUGGAAUGCCCACUACGAAGACUGCCUCUUCCACCUAGAAAGCAGAGGGGAGCCAUCCGACAUGCUGCUUUGUCAGAUUGUCCGCAUCACCCAGUUGAUCGGAGAGAUCUCUGAUCACCUGUGCCUUUGCCAGUUUGCUACCUAUGUGGCAACGACUACAGUACUCAUGCACCGUUUAUUCCAAGCCGCGUUCCCGUCAAAGACUUCCCCGUGCCAGCCAUUAUCAUCUCCUCUCGAGACAGCGUUGGGAUCCAUCGUCCAGAACUGCCACGCCGUCAUUGCCACGGCCGCCGAGAUGGAUCCUGCCCUGGGUCUCAGCCUUCCUACCUUUUGCCUCGCCCCAACUGUGCUUUACUCUCUCUUCGUGCUGGUCACCGCCCUGGUGGCGGCUACCGACCUGUCCAACACCUACGGACAGUGUCUGGCGAAGGACGAUUUCCGCAUCGAACAGUGCGGUCCGAAGCUGCGGGGCCUGACAGCUCGUCUGAAGUCUCUUGAUCCCACGUCGAGUUGCUAUACGACUCGCCUGCUUGACGCGACGGGGUGGCUCAACGAAUGGUAUAAUGACUACACUGCUAUCCUCCAGCGAUACGAGGCAAACUUGGCUAAUCAGAAAGAAGUAAAAGAAUAA